GCUGUACUGUUUCCUCUGACAUGAGUCAGCAACCUGUGCUCUUGUUGAGAGUGUGUUUAGGAAGCUGAUGAACGGCAUCCAAGAAUCCUGCAUGAAUAUUUCAUUGGAAAGUGGAUGCGGCUUUAAUUGUGUUUGCGGGUGACGGGGCGCAUGACACUCCCAAUACAGUCAUCAGAGCAGAACCACAGCAGGAGGCCCGACUGACUCACUGCUCCUCAUUCAUUCAUUCACUCAUUCAUUCGCAAAUGUUCGGUGCGCUAUAAAAUGCCUUCGAGGAGGGGGAUAUUGGACUCACGCUUUUAGGUUCUCGCAAGGCUGGAUACCAAUCAUCAUUAUUUAGUUGAUUUAACAACAAAGAGAAAAUGAAAGGAUUUCUAAGUCAUGCUGAUGCCCCUGGCGAAAUCCGCGUCUGAAUCACACAGCAUACUGAGGGUUUAAGAGGGGAGGGCACUUCCUAUUCCCCAUGCUUACAUUCUCCAUCUGCGAUUGGCCCAUUGGCAAAUUUGGACCCUAUCGUCGCAGAAAUGUGCACUUCAUCAGCUCAGUGAAGUUGAGCAUCACGUAGACUUGACCUAAAGCUGAGGAGAUGCUACAGUGACCCGAGUCCUGUGAUUCACUCCGGAAUAAACACUGACCAGUCUGUUUAAUGCUGUUUGGAGGCUUAACCAAUGAUCUGUUCUUGUGGUGUGAAGCAAGAAGAGGUUGAAGACAUCCUGGAGACAUGGCUGAAGUUGGAGUUUUGAAAUGUGGAGGAAAGCCUGAAGCUUUUUCAAUUCUUGGGAUUUAUUUGGAGGUUGAUGGGCGAGAUGGGUGAAAUGGGCUCGGUUUAUGAGCAAUAUUACACAGGGGGCUGUGCAAGGACCGAGGAGGAGGAAGCCGCGAGCUCCGAGGAGGACUCGAGCUCGUUCCGUGGAAGUGGACUCUGUAAAUGGUUUAACGUGCGGAUGGGCUUCGGCUUCCUGUCCAUGACCCACCGGGAGGGCAUCAGUCUGGACUCCCCCCUGGAUGUGUUCGUCCAUCAGAGCAAGCUUCAUAUGGAGGGCUUCCGCAGUCUGAAGGAAGGAGAAGCAGUGGAGUUCACCUUCAAAAGGUCCUCGAAGGGUCUGGAGUCCUUACGGGUGACGGGGCCCGGUGGGGCGCCAUGCGUGGGCAGCGAGAAGAAACCGAAGGGUGCCCAAAAACGCCGUUCAAAAGGAGAUCGAUGCUUCAACUGUGGAGGGCCGAAUCAUCACGCCAAAGAAUGCCAGCUGCCACCUCAGCCAAAAAAGUGCCAUUUUUGCCAAAGCAUCACCCACAUGGUGGCCAACUGUCCAAUCAAAGCACAGCAGUUGUCACCGGGAUCUCAGGGAAAAUCAACAACCUCAACCACAGGAGAAGAGGAGGACAUGAGCCACGCCCCCUUCCCUCCCGACAGCUCUGAUUAGUCGGGGGAAGGUUGUCAGGGAAACACAAGAACCAAUCAAGAAGUUACAAUGGAAAGCUGCUUUUGAAACUAACUCAGGUUUUUCUUUUUCUAACAGCAGAAAUGAAUGUCGGCGCUCACUUUUGUACUUUAGCCAGGAAAUUAUAAAGCCGGAUUAAAUUAAUAUUGAAUAUUGUACCAC
This is a messenger RNA of Carassius carassius (crucian carp), 1604 nucleotides long. RefSeq names its product lin-28 homolog Ab (gene lin28ab). NCBI's taxonomy places the organism in Eukaryota, Metazoa, Chordata, Actinopteri, Cypriniformes, Cyprinidae. Gene Ontology annotation, molecular function: zinc ion binding; nucleic acid binding. The coding region runs from base 798 to 1424 and encodes 208 amino acids. The transcript is spliced from 6 exons. The record is from RefSeq and is a predicted model, not a curated record.